Molecule: messenger RNA, 1389 nt
Organism: Lycium barbarum (goji berry)
Lineage: Eukaryota; Viridiplantae; Streptophyta; Magnoliopsida; Solanales; Solanaceae
Product: F-box protein CPR1-like
Exons: 2
Coding region: 1-1167 (388 amino acids)
Molecular function (GO): protein binding
Source: RefSeq, a predicted model, not a curated record
AUGUCGGAUGGAUUUACCAAGAAAUUGGCUUAUGAUGUGGUAAUAUGUAUACUUUUGAGACUUCCAGUGAAAUCUCUCCUGCGAUUCAAAUGCGUCUCCAAAACUUGUUACACUCUCUUGCAAUCAUCCAGUUUUAUAAAUCUUCAUCUCAAUCACACCACAACGGUGACAGAUGAAUUUGUUCUCCUUAAGCGCUCUUUCAAAGAAGAUGUCAACAAAUAUAAAACUGUUUUCUCUUUUUUCUCUGGUGAUGGUGAGGAUUAUGUCAAUCCCUUUUUUUCAGACAUUGAUGUUCCACAUAUGAUGGGUGAUUAUAGUCUUAUUUUUGAUCAACUCAUCGGUCCAUGCAAUGGUUUGAUUGCUUUGAUGGAUGGCCUUAGAACUGUCAUAUUCAAUCCCUCUACUAGAAAUAUAAGGCUUCUCCCUCCCAGCCCUUUUGAUCGUCCAAAAGGAUUCCAUCGAUACAACAAAUGUAUUGGGUUUGGCUUUGAUUCUAUUGUGAAUGAUUACAAGGUUAUUAGAAUAUCUGAGUUUCUCAAGGAUGAUCUUUAUGGAAAUGUUGAAGUGGAAGAGGAAAAUGUUGAAAUUUAUGAAUUGGGUAUUGAUUGUUGGAGAGAAUUGGAUUAUGUAGACCAAGAGUUACCCAUCAUGCAUUGGCUACCUUGUUCUCAGAUGUUUUACAAGGGAACUUGUCAUUGGAUUGCCGAAAGGGCAAUUCUUUGUUUUGAUAUGAGCACUGAGAUUUUUCGUAAUAUGAGAAUGCCUGAUAUUUGUCCUAAUUUUCGUUGUGAACCGUAUUAUAGCCUCGUCAUCUUAAAUGAGUCACUAACCUUGAUAUGUUACCCCUCUGUAGUGCCAGUAAUUGAUCCAACAGAAGAUCUUAUUGAAAUAUGGAUAAUGAAAGAUUAUGAUCUAUAUGAGUCUUGGAUUAAGAAAUGCAUAAUUAGAGAUCUUCCUAUUGAAAUCCCAUUAGCAGUUUGGAAAGAUAAUUUAUUGCUUUUUCAAAACAGAAGAGGAUUUUUGAUGACCUAUAAUCUUAAAGCCGAUGAUGUCAUGGAAUUCAAUUUACACGGUUGUUCCCAAAGCAUGAGAGUUACAAUUUACAAGGAAAACAUGGCCAAAAUACCGAGAGGAAGCGAGAAUGGUACACAAGUUCAGAAAUUCUAGAGAAGGUACUAAUUUACAGGAUGACGCAUCUUCUCAGUAGGACAGCAUUCGUAUUAGCUUAUUGGUGAGCCCCAUCUCAUUCGGGGUUUAGUCAACUCUUUAUUUUAUGAUUAGCUAUUCAUCUACGGUAUGCUGGGGGCCUUGUGCUAGCGAGUAUGUUUUCCAUGUUCAGACUUAUGUUAGAGGUUUCAUAGACUAGACAAGUCAGUUAUGUCAUGUCAC